GGCACUUAUUUGCAGUGCGCAAACCUUGAUUUCGGGCACCGGAUCAAUGAACGGUGGCUUACAACUUCGGAAGGCACAACUGCAACAGUCUUUUUCUUCAUUUCAUCCUCUUCCUCUUCCUCUUCGUAUCAAGAAAGCGCCUCAAGACGCUGAUCCCCACUCAUUUUUGAUUGUCGCUCGUUUGAACAUUCUUGGCCUGCCUUUUAGCUCAGGCCCUUCCAUUAAGGCAUUUGUCUUAUAUUAUACUUAGUCUUUAAAUUCGCUGUUGGCGUAAGCAGGAGACCCAUGGCGGUUUCAAUGCGCUGCAAAUGUCGCCACAGCGAACGACUACUCGUACCAUCUCUAGCCUUCGCCGCUCUCGCAAGCAACCUGCUACAAGGAGCUAUGGCACAGAGCACGUACUCUACAGCUACUCAGCAACUUCAACGUCUCCAAGAUCCUAAUGUCAUUGUCACCAACACAAACGGGACUGUCGUAGUUUACAGCCCACUCACCGGGAAUGAAAUUCCUCAAGGACUCGCAACCGAUGGCAGCGGUAGUGGAUUCUCGUUGCCUGCUGUUUUGUGGAUUGCGUUCUCUUUCACGGUUGGCGUUCCGCUCAUGCUGGCCGGCUUUCGGGGCAGGCGUUUCACCACCGGUGCGGCCAUAGGCCUAUCUGUGGCUGUCACAUCGUGGUCUGUUUUUGUUAAUACAUUGGACAAUGUCGGUAUUUCGGACAUUACCUUGACAGCUCUAGUCAUUGUACUAUUUUGUUUGGGCUUUCUCUUCGGGCUUUUAGAAGUGGGUCGUAUGGUAGGGCUCCUCCAGUUAGGCAUACAGGGUGGCCUCGCCAUCGGGAUACGGAUAGUAUUACUACGUAGCCUUCUAUUGGUACCCGACCCUGCUGCGUUCUUCGUCAAUUGGCUACUCGUUGCAAUCUGUGGUCUCGCGAGUGCAGUACUUGUCAUUUGGAAACAGCGAGCUGGACUGCUUCUAGGAUCGGCGUCUGUCGGUACUUUUUUUUGCGCCCUGGGCAUCGACUUGGCUGUUAAUCAGCAAUCUGGCAUGAGCCGGGGCCUCAGAUAUUUGAUUGACAGAAACCGUUAUCACGUCGUGGAUACAACAAGUAAUGGGUACUUUCCGCCCACGAGCACAUUGGUUAUAAUUGCACUCUCCAUUGCAUUGACACCUGCAUUUGCAUACGCCCAACAUAAGCUGUUUAAGGGUCCUUUCUGCCCAGUUCACGAUGACGAUAUCGAGUCCCUUCACGCAUCAAACGAGUCCCCAGUCGAUGAAGAACCUAAACUGUCAGGCGAGGAAGCACUGCGAACUAGUCCGCCGCCUGUGUCGGCUUUGUCAAAUUUGAUGCCUUUGCUUAAAGAUCGUCACUUGACGCCUGCUGCCACGGAGAAAGCACGAGCGACCGAAGGCAAUGCAUUCGCGGACGACAGUUAACGUUCAUCAUAGCGCAUAUACCCUCGGGUCUUGGGACUUUAUACCACAACGAUUACCUAAAUACCUUACUAGUCGCAUUUCAUUUCAUCGCCUCUCUAGUUGUUGUGGUUCUCCAUCGGAUACCUUGGCACGCAUUAUACAUCUGCUUCACACCCGGAUCCACAAUAGAUUCCCGUUUGCUUCAAAGGGACUAUCAUCUCACUCAUCUGAUUCGGCAGCUUAUUGGUUGGUUGGCUGUCGGCUUGAACUGCUAUUGACAUCGACGUGUCGCCCGAGAUUUUGACUAGUGUGUAUGCGCAUGUACCAUUGUCCAAAUGCAAAGCGUCGAGCGGAUAAAGAGCGGGGCAAGUGGCGGGC
Suillus subalutaceus is the source of this 1791-nucleotide messenger RNA. RefSeq lists its product as uncharacterized. The record is from RefSeq and is a predicted model, not a curated record. NCBI's taxonomy places the organism in Eukaryota, Fungi, Basidiomycota, Agaricomycetes, Boletales, Suillaceae. Bases 286 to 1434 code for a protein of 382 amino acids. The transcript is spliced from 5 exons.